Molecule: messenger RNA, 1905 nt
Organism: Cylas formicarius (sweet potato weevil)
Lineage: Eukaryota; Metazoa; Arthropoda; Insecta; Coleoptera; Brentidae
Gene: Cep89
Product: protein Cep89 homolog
Exons: 6
Coding region: 67-1905 (612 amino acids)
Biological process (GO): cilium assembly; chemical synaptic transmission; mitochondrion organization
Cellular component (GO): ciliary transition fiber; centriole
Source: RefSeq, a predicted model, not a curated record
CUGGUGGUAUUUGGUCGAUACUGCUACACUCGUUGCGUUAAAAUUUGAUGGACAAAGGAACGUGCCAUGUCGGCUAGCGAGGGUUUGUACGUGCCCAAAAGAAAACACGUCACUGUGCCCGUGCACAGAUCAGAGAGGGAAAAAAAGAACGACGACUCUCGCAACAAGAAGACAUAUUCUGCCAAUUUUUCUUCCAGAAGACACAAGGCAAAUCCCAAACAGAACGACGGAGUGAUUCCGGAACGCGAGACUCCCAAACGCACUUGCAGAAAAACAUUGAGUAAAGAAGUAGAAAGACUUAACCAAGAGAACCAGGACUUGACCGCGAAGUUCAACGAACUGGAAGACCUUUCAGUCAAGAGGAUACUGAAGCUCAAAGAAAAGGUAACCACGUUGCAGAAUAUCAAUGCGGAAAUCGCGAACGAAACCCAUGUGAUCAGAAGGCAGUACCAGGAGUUGCUGGAAAAGUGCGAGGAUGCGAAGAGUGGGGCUGAAGUCAGUAAGGCGUGCGAGAACUGUCAGGAACUUGGGAAGAUAAUUGAUAAACUUAGUGCGGAAAAUGAAGAGUGCAGGUUGAACAAUAAGGAACUCAAUGAGGAUUUGAAUAUGUUGAAAACCGUCGUCUACAGGCUCAACCUCCAAUUGGAACGUUACCAAGACAAACUCAGACUGCACAACCUCCACGUCGAUAAUCUACGCCAAAAUUUGAAAACGUCUCAGUCGAGAGAAGGCGAAACCGUAACCAUCCUCUCUUCGGAUCACAUCAAUCACAGACACACGCCCAUCGCGUGGGGAAACGUCAACAGACAUACCCUGGGACCACUUUUGGACGCUUACCAAGACGCCAUUAGCGAAAAGGAGGAGAUCAUACAAAGCUACGAAACGGAAAUGUCUCGGUUUACCGGCAAACUGAAGGAGAUCAUCGAGGAGAACGAAACGCUCUACAAGAAACUUACAGAGGACGAACGAUGUAGCGCAAAGUUGGCCGCGCAAUUGGAACGCUUAAAAGCUGAACUGAAGGGGCUCAAGGAUCAAAACGAUGCUCUGAUUAAAAAGUGCGCCAUCAAGCAGGACAAAAUCGAGGAGAUUUUGAAAGUGUACGAGAAUAAAGUGGAACAAAUGAAGAGAGAUUACAAGGUGGUCCACGAGGAGUACAUAAAAAUGCGUACGGAAAACGCGUCGCUAAAAGAGAGGAACAAGUCGCUGGUCGAUCACCAAGACGACUUCAAGAGCGAACGGCAAAAUUAUAUCCCGAUAUCGGUUCACACGGCUAGUGUAAGCGAGUGCAAACGGUUAUAUGAGGAACUAAAGGGCCAGUACGAAGCCGAGAUGUCUAAACUCAAAGCAAACGUCGAGGCUAAGGAGAAGUCGAUCGCCGAACUUAAUGCCGCGAUGGCGUCGAUCAAAAAACAGAAAGAAAGUUUGGAGUCGAAAGUCGCAAAGCUCGAGAAGGAACUUAAGAAAUCCGAAGCUAAACAAUUAGAUCUGGAACACUCGAUCAACGAAGUGCAAUUGUCCAAGAGCGCUUGUCGUAAACAGUUGCACAAAGCGAUGAACUUUGCGAAAGACAUGGUGGCAGAACAGGAGGCCUUGAUUAGGGCGUUAAAUCAACGACAGCUGGAGAACAAAGCCGUCAAGAGUGUAGGCUCGGAGAUGGCCGUAAAAAUGGAUUCGCUAAAGACCCAGCUGAAAGACGUACAAAAAACGGCUUGGCAGGAGUUCACGACGGUGGAGCAGAAGAUUCAAGAGCAGACCGAGAUGAUUGAGUCGCUGAAGGACUCUCAUCAGAAAGAAAUUGAAAAAUUGCAUAAGGUGAUUGCGGGAUACGAGCAGAUGAAGGUGGUGUCUAGAGACGAUCACGUUCCAUUAUCUCAUUACCAAUUGUUUAAGGAUAAAUAUAAGUAA